AUGGACGCCACCUGUGCCGCUGGAAUACUGGCCUUUGCAAUCGAAUUCUCUUCACUAGUCGCGGAAUGUGUAAACAAGACUUCAGCUCUGACGGUAAAAAUGACAGUGAACAACUUGAUGGUGUUUUUUACAUGGAACAAAACGCAGUGGAUCACAAAUCAGGCGAGCAAGCGUACAAAUUCGUUCACUAAGUUGCAGUACAUCCAGACUUCACAUCGCAUUCAGUUGAAUGUCAACGCACAGGGACCAGUGGAUUUUCUGUGCACGGAUGAAUUGUUUUGGAGUACACAAAGCUUUCAUAAUCAAAGG
Molecule: messenger RNA, 309 nt
Organism: Opisthorchis viverrini
Lineage: Eukaryota; Metazoa; Platyhelminthes; Trematoda; Opisthorchiida; Opisthorchiidae
Exons: 2
Source: RefSeq, a predicted model, not a curated record